GUUAGUUGUCAUCGGCGGCUGGAUUGUAGCUGGAAUUGUGCCGCUAAAAGCUCUUGUGUGACUGAUCGGGCGGAGUGGUGACUGCAGGCCGAACAAGAGUCGCUCUGACACCGCGGCUCAGCUCCGGUAUCGGCGGAUUGAUGCCCAGACGGCCAGCUGCGGAGGUCGCCUGUUUACUAAACGUGCUCUAGGCGCUAAAGUUUUUGUAUGAGUUGAAGGCUCUGCUUGUGGAUAACGGGAGGGAGAGCAGGGAAGGCCCCGGUGAAGCCUCGGCUUUGGAGUGGUUAUCAUGGCCGGAAAUUUUGACGCGGAGGACCGCGGCAGCUGGUACUGGGGUCGGCUGAGCAGGCAGGAGGCUGUGUCUCUGCUGCAGGGACAGCGGCACGGCGUGUUUCUGGUCCGGGACUCCAUCACCAGCCCCGGCGACUACGUGCUGUCGGUGUCAGAGAACUCCAAAGUCUCGCAUUACAUAAUUAACAGCAUCAGCAACAACCGACAAUCCGGUCCAGGUUUGGCUCAUCCGAGGUUCCGUAUCGGUGACCAGGAGUUUGAUGCGCUCCCUGCUUUAUUAGAGUUUUACAAAAUCCAUUACUUGGAUACAACCACCUUGAUAGAACCCAUCAACAAGUCCAAACAUCCAACCUUCCUGAGCAGUGGCCCUGGCGGAGGCCCCCCACCGCGCCUGGAAGACGAGUAUGUCCGAGCACUUUUCGAUUUCCCCGGCAACGAUGAAGAGGAUCUCCCGUUCAGGAAGGGCGAUAUACUCCGAGUUCUUGAGAAGCCAGAGGAGCAGUGGUGGAACGCCCAGAACUCUGAAGGCCGGACGGGGAUGAUCCCGGUGCCAUAUGUAGAGAAGUACCGACCGGCGUCCCCAAGUUCAGUGGCAGGGCCCGGCGGGCCUGGGGGUGCGCCGGGUGGGAUGGGGAUGCUUGGGAACUCUGACGGCUCUGCAGCCCAGUCUGGUGCUCCACUGCUGGGAGACCCCAGUCAGUACGCCCAGCCCACCCCCCUCCCAAAUCUUCAGAAUGGACCUGUGUAUGCCAGGGCCAUACAGAAGAGGGUGCCCAACGCCUACGACAAGACUGCCCUGGCCUUGGAGGUGGGCGACAUGGUGAAGGUGACCAAAAUAAACGUGAACGGCCAGUGGGAGGGCGAAUGUAAAGGCAAGCGUGGCCACUUUCCCUUCACACACGUCAAACUGCUGGACCAGCACAACGCCGAGGACGAACUCAGCUGAGAGCGGACAGCCGGGCCGCUACCUGGACACUAGUAUUAGACCCUUCCUCCCUCUUCCUCUCUCUCUUCCUUCCUUCCCAUUCAGCACACCCACUCGCUCGCCCCCCUCACGUUGUCUCCAGCUUUUACCUGCUCCAAGUACAGAACCACUGAGAACAAAACCGGCCCCCGUUGGACCCUUGUACUGCACACAUCCUCCAUUUCUGCCCGCCUAAAUAAUGGCGCCUGCCCUCCUGCUCCUCCACCUGCUCUCCCUGAGUUGGAUCAUAUUCUCUACUGUGGAACACGGAAGACAAACUGGAUCUCCGGCUCCAUGGAUAUGGCAACGCCCUUUAGUCCUCCCUCUGUCGUGUCGCUGCCACGGACACGUUAUCAACACUCACUCCUCAGGAGACUCCUCGCCUCAGAGUUCAACCACUUCCUCUUCCUGUGUCGGAGCCAGUAGAUAACUGCUCAGCACUGUGGCAUUUUUCAUCCUCAUCCGUCAUCACGGUUUCUACGCUGUAGCGUCACUCGUGCUGCAUUCAUGUCGAUUGGAAAUACAGUCAUAAGCUCAACAGUAACAACACAGUGUGUAUGUGUGUGAUCUUAGAGGAGGACAGUCUGGAUUGAGAUGCUUGUUUGCUGUCUUGCCGAGAGGGAAGUGAGAAGAUUGAUUCCCAACUCAUGUGCAAAAAAUCUAUGAAGGUGCAACCAGGAGAGGUUAGCUUAGCUUAGCAUGGCCUGAAAGCAGAGGGAAACGGCUAAAUGUUGAGUUGUUUUCUUUACACUUUGGAUUAAGCAAACUGGAUUUGACAUGUUAAUUAGUGAGCUUUAGGAGUUCUAGUGUUACCUUUGGACUGAGCCACUGGCUCCUGCUUCCAGUCGUGGUGCUAAGCUAACUGCAUGCUGGCUCUAGUUUCAUAUUGAGUGUACGAGCAGCAGAGUUCUCAUCUGAAUCUCAUCAAGAAAGCAAGUAACCAUAUUGACCAAAAUAUCCAACUAUUCAUUUAAUCCUGACCUUCUUUUACACUUGCAGUGCAUGCAUGUCGUAAGUGAUGAAUCUGAACACAGUACAUUUCAAUCUGCCAUGGCAGCAUUAUUUCUUCUACGUUUGCCUUCCAUCUGUCCAGACUUCUGUCGUUGUUGGAGUAGUCGGGGUCUUCACGAUGUUCAUUCUACCAGACAGGUAUGGAGGGGAUUUGUGUUUCUUUAUAUCGCAAAAUGAGCGUUUAAGUUGUGAAUAAUGUUCUCUGGCAGUGUUUAAGUAAAAGGUAUUUUGAAGUUUAGAGGUAUGCGUCCACCAGUGGUCUCAUUGGACAUGAAUGCAGCAUUUCUUUGGGUUAAACCAAGACUGUGAAGGACGGGAACAGCGAGGCUCCAGUACAGCAUUUUAGAGAGAAGAUAAAUCCUGCACCUCAAAAAGAAAUGAAAGAACUCGGUCAGCUGGAGGUGUACAGUUCUUCUCGAGGAGCAGACCGAGGACCAGUCCAGCAUUCACCCCACCCACCCUCCCACCAAGUAUCACAUGGAGAACAUAAAACUGAGUUAAGACCAGCAGCUAGGAGCGAUUUCAUGAAGUUAUAGCCAUACAGCAGGCACCUACAGCGAACCAGAGAAACUGCAGCACUGUUGAGGAGGUGGCGACAAAGCCAACACUACAUCCUCUCACCUCCCAACCUGGCUCACCUUAGCCCCCAUCCCCCCGUCACCUAUGACCAAGUACCACCAAGUAGUCUUUUGUAAGAAAAGAAGAACAUAUUGUUAUGAAAUGAUGUACUAUGUGAUUAUCAUUACAUGCUAAAUAUUGUUUUUGUUAUCUUUGUAGUUUUCUUCAUAGCUGGUUUUGUCGAGGGGGGAACACUUUUUACUGCUGCAUGUUGGGAGGGAGCGAUGGGUCUGUGGUGCAAAAUGGAGGAUCUGACUCGGGGUGGGGCACAUCUGUUUGCCCCCAGCCCUCACAAGGCCACAUGUGUUCUCUCUCUGCGUCUGAUGUACAUGAUUGAAGUUGAACAGAGUGAAUGUAGGCUGUCCACCAUGUUAGCUAGUACUGUCUCCUCAUGUUAGUGCUCCAUUCAGCUCACUGAGUGUAACUUAGCAACUCACUGCUCUGUGUUCAGAUCUUGUCAAAUGUGUCCAAGAAAAGACUAAGUGGUAUUAUUUGGUACCUGCCCUUUGUUUUUAGCCUUUUAAUAAUCUUGUUGCCACCUUGCACCGGUUAGUUCUUUCCUUUGUGCUUCCUCAGUUAAUCCUCUACCACUCUUUUAUUUAAAGCCUCAUCCAGUUAAAGUGCACAAGCCAAAAUGGACUUUUCCUUUUACUGUUUUAUCUCUUCCCUGUGCCAUUUCUUCAUUGCCAAGAAGUUAAGUUGUAGUCCAAAUGGCCUUUUUCCCCUUCAAAAGGUUGUUUUCUGUUGAGAUUGAAUCAAUCUACUUGUUGACUCCUGACAAUCAUCACCCUGGUGUAUCAUAAUGCACACUGGCUGGGAGUGUAGCGUGGACCUCUGCCAGAGUGAACCUUGUCUACUUACAUUUGACCUAUGAGAACUCUGUGUCUCUUCCAAGUGAAGGGUUCCUCUCAGAUGUCCUGGUACAGUAUUUCUGGCCAGCACCUCACGUCACCUUUAGGUGGCACUGUUACAAUAGAAAGAUGAGGUCCUCGCUGAAAGCGUUCUCUGCCAGUGCUUAUGAGAUUAAAGGAGAUGAAAUUUGAUUUUUAACAGAAUGCACUUACUGCUUCCACACUGCAUUGAUAUGUGCUCUCCUUUUUAGGGUUGUAAUUAUCCUUAAUUGCUCCCACACAUUAGUCUCUCUGACCUUUAUAGCUUUGCCUGACAAGCUCUGUCCUGCUUUCACAUUUAAUUUUCAAGUUGGCCGUAUCCCAAACCCAUGUUAUAUAUAAGAUCUACUGUUUAAAAAUAUUUGGCUGACGUCUUGGAAAAAUCUGGUCUAGGAAAGUAACAUUUGCAUUUACUGCCAGCUUUUGACACAGUCCAUUUUUCUCUGUGUAGUUGUGAUCAAAUCAUUCUUCUUUGUCACUCACACUGCACAUGGCAGGUGCUUGGCUACAUAAAUCAUUAUCUUAUAAAUUGGGUUGCUGAUGAAACCACCAAGAAGUAUUUUUUUAGUAACCCUGCAUGAAGUCAUUCGUUUCCUUUCAUGCAAAGGAAGGGGUGGCAGAAUGCCAGUGGAAAUUGUGUUAAUAUCAAAAUGUGCCAUUUUAUUAUAACACUAUAUUCUUUCAAGACAAUUGAAAUUACCUUUUUAUUUUCUGUAGCAUGUAAUGUGUUAAUAUACUAGUAAAUAAAGUCAAACCCAUGACAAAUGA
Messenger RNA from Stegastes partitus (bicolor damselfish), 4542 nucleotides. RefSeq names its product v-crk avian sarcoma virus CT10 oncogene homolog (gene crk). Gene Ontology annotation, biological process: enzyme-linked receptor protein signaling pathway; cell migration. NCBI's taxonomy places the organism in Eukaryota, Metazoa, Chordata, Actinopteri, Pomacentridae. The transcript is spliced from 3 exons. The coding region runs from base 290 to 1237 and encodes 315 amino acids. The record is from RefSeq and is a predicted model, not a curated record. Gene Ontology annotation, molecular function: receptor tyrosine kinase binding; signaling adaptor activity. Gene Ontology annotation, cellular component: cytoplasm.